UUCAACAUGGAGAGGACACACAAGUGAUCAAUACGGUGUAAAUGAAGGCAACAUGAAAACCAUCUGAAGAGUGUCGUGUUGCGGAGGAAAGGAUACAAAUGCAUCCCAUUUGGUCACUGCGUUUCUAAUCAAUGACAAUAUCACUGUACAUUUUGGAUCGAAGUUUCUAGCAUUGGUUAAUUAACAAAUACUUGUCGGAUCGUGCGAGUCAGAAAAAACGAACAAAUGUCAAUGUCUCCCUCAACCUGGCUAGCGUGGAUACCCGUGUGGCUGCCAUUUGACUCCAACCCUUUUGAUUGUGUAUUACAAGGUCUGGUUGGUGCAUGUGGAAUCUCAGUGUUCUAUAAUCUCAUGAGAGUUCACCUACUCCUUCAGUCAAUCAGCAGUGGUUCUGAAUGUAAUGGGGACAGUAAAGAGAAGGAAAGGUCGAAGUCUUCACCUGCAGCAGGGAACAGGCCAGUGGGGGGACAUUGGUUGAGUGGUGUGCUGCAGUUUUGGUUCUUGACUGGCCUCCUGUCUCUGGUCGGCCCCCGGGUCUCCUCCCUAGUGGUCCUGGAGUUCUCCCUCAGGGCCGUUGCUGCCUGGAUCACUGCAGGACCGGAUGUCCUCCCAGGCAGCACCAAGCUCAUGCUGGUCCAGUGCCAGUUCUCUCUGGGCUGUGCUCUGAGCUGCAGUCUCCACUUCCUCCAGGAGGGGGCUCCCCACCGCUCCCUCAGCCUCCUGCUUGCGGCUGGCCUCAGCUGGCUGCUGGCAGGUCACUGCCACCUUCUCUGGGGCCACGUCUCCAGGCUCUACCACCUACACAGCUCCCAGCGUUACUGUGGGGUCUGCAUCACCCUCCUGACCUCCGGUCACUCCCUGCUCCCCUCGCUGCAGAGAGCCGUGGUCCUGGCCUUUGCCGUGGCCGGCAUGGCCGGCCUCGCCACCGUGCACCACCACUUCCUGUCCGAGGCGGAGUCUCUGAGGUUCUGGACACCACUGACCAUCUGCUACACCCUGUUGGUGGUCUACGUCCAAGAGGAGCAGAAUCGGCGCCCUGGUAGUGAGGCCCUGCUGCACACGGUGGUUCUGCGUCUGGGAGCCCUGCUGGUGCUCAUGCUGAUGGUGGGCCGCUGGACCGACGUGCUCCAUAUCCUCAUCACCUUCCUGGGGGAAGCUGUCUGCCUGUUGCCUUCUCAGGACCUCCUCCAAGCCCUGCCCCAGGAGGAAGCAGAAAAAGACAUUCCCAGCAGAUCUGCCCGGCACUCCAGCAGCACACAGCAGCACAUGUCAACAAGGAGAAGUCUGUGCUCCAUGUCAUCAGACUGCGACACACAGAGAGACUAUCAGGCUGCAGAAUACCACAACACAGACCAGUCCCUGUUUCACUCUACCUCAGAUAGAGACAAAUAACUCAGACUUCAAAUAUUGCCAUCUACUGGCCUAUCUCACUCAGUGAUACUGUUGAAAUCCAAUAAUGUCCCCAUUUACGCAGCCAUAUUAAGCUUUGAUGCUGUUUUGUCACAUAGACGUACACCAUUUCUGUCAUAAAUUAUAUCAAUAUUAAAAUAUGAACUGUUGUUUA
Molecule: messenger RNA, 1564 nt
Organism: Coregonus clupeaformis (lake whitefish)
Lineage: Eukaryota; Metazoa; Chordata; Actinopteri; Salmoniformes; Salmonidae
Product: transmembrane protein 82
Exons: 6
Coding region: 226-1392 (388 amino acids)
Source: RefSeq, a predicted model, not a curated record